GAUGAUGGCGCCUGCGCUGUCAGUAUGUCCGGGCGCAGAGCGACGGCCGCCACUCCCGAGCGCGGCUUUGCGCGGGUGCGACCGUCCCGAGGAGAUGUCAAGUGAAAGAAUAAGGACCAAAGGAGCGACGAACAAGAGGAGCAAUUUCCUACACCGCAUAAUCAGCGGCCUCCAAAUAAAGUGUCCGAAAGCGUCCUCGUCGUCAUCCUCGUCAUCAUCAUCAUCACCAUCAUCAUUAUUAUCAUCAUCGUAGGAAGAGGACUCUCUCCCUCCCCACAAAAAAAAGAGAAAAUUCCUCAAUUCCUCGAGGCUUCCAAAAAAAAUAUUUCCCUAUUUCGUCUCAAAAAAAAACAAAAUUUUCGUCCUCUUCCUACAUUUUUUUUUUCCGAGGUUUUUUGAAAUUAAAACGAACUCGGGAGAGUAAAAUACCGGCGCUUCAACGCAACGGGGGGGGAUAGAGGGCUAAUCUCUAGUGAUCAAAAAAUUAGAAAGAGUGGAAUUAAUUUUUUUUUUAUCAAUUAAAAAGAAAGGAAAAAAGAAAUGUGCGCGUAGAAGAAAAAUUCCCGCGGAAGGACAACUUUCGCUGGGAUUAGUGAGACGAGGAAACGAGUGAUUGUGUUUUUAUGAUCAUGAUGAUGGUUUUUUUUUUUUUUUUUGAAGUUUUGAAAAAAUAAGUGAUUUCUAUUUUUUGAAGGGGGUGGGGGAAUUUUUGAUUUCCGUAUUUGAAUCUUCAAGGACGCAUCUUUUGUAGAGCUGUCUCGCAGGACGAUGAGUUCCUUUCACGCCUUCUCCUGGACCUUUGCCCUCCUCACAGCCAUCGUGGCCUUACUGCUUGCCACCUAUCGUUCGCCUUUCGCACACGCUGCAACUGGAGGUGGAAGUAUGUUAGGUGACGUUAAUAUUUCAGCAAUUUUGGACUCCUUCUCGGUGAAUUAUGAUAAAAGAGUAAGGCCGAACUAUGGAGGUCCUCCUGUGGAGGUGGGCGUCACCAUGUACGUCUUGAGUAUCAGCUCCCUAUCCGAAGUGCAAAUGGAUUUUACGUUGGAUUUUUACUUUCGUCAAUUUUGGAAGGAUCCACGACUGGCAUUCAAGAAAAGAACUGGCGUGGAAACACUUAGUGUUGGCUCAGAAUUUAUCAAAAAUAUUUGGGUACCAGACACAUUCUUUGUCAACGAGAAGCAAUCGUAUUUUCACAUCGCCACCACCAGUAACGAAUUCCUUCGCAUUCAACACACAGGCAGUAUAACACGAAGUAUACGUUUAACGAUCACAGCGUCGUGUCCAAUGAAUCUACAAUAUUUUCCAAUGGAUCGACAGCUCUGUCACAUCGAGAUCGAGAGCUUCGGAUACACCAUGACGGACAUCCGGUACAAGUGGAACGAAGGAAUGCACAGCGUUGGCGUCAGCAACGAAGUCUCCCUACCUCAAUUCAAGGUCCUUGGUCACCGACAGCGGGCCAUGGAGAUUAGUUUAACCACGGGUAAUUAUUCGCGAUUGGCGUGUGAAAUUCAGUUUGUACGUUCCAUGGGAUACUAUCUGAUCCAGAUCUACAUUCCCUCUGGACUGAUCGUGAUCAUUUCAUGGGUGAGCUUUUGGCUAAACCGAAACGCAACCCCCGCUCGGGUCGCCCUCGGAGUAACCACUGUGCUCACCAUGACGACCCUUAUGUCCUCGACCAAUGCGGCCCUUCCUAAAAUCUCCUACGUCAAGUCCAUCGACGUCUAUUUGGGUACAUGUUUCGUCAUGGUCUUCGCAUCAUUACUUGAAUACGCCACAGUAGGGUACAUGGCGAAAAGGAUCCAAAUGAGAAAGAAUCGCUUUCAAAAGAUAGCAGAGAGCAUGAAAGCUGCCAGGGAAAAUCCAGGACCUCCUGGUAUUCCCGGAGAUCAUGGUGAUCACGCACCCAAACAAACUGAGGUGCGGUUCAAGGUCCACGACCCCAAGGCACACAGUAAAGGUGGAACACUAGAGAAUACAAUAAACGGUAGAGCCGACGAAGAAGCUCCACCUGUACCACAACAUCUCAUUCAUCCUGGCAAAGAUAUCAGCAAACUUUAUGCUUCAAAGCCCAGGGAGACGAUAUUAGGUAUCACGCCAUCGGAUAUCGACAAAUAUUCACGCAUCGUAUUUCCUGUAUGCUUCGUCUGUUUCAAUUUGAUGUACUGGAUCAUUUAUUUACACAUCAGCGAUGUUGUAGCCGACGAUCUUGUACUACUCGCUGAAGCCAAGUAAAAAGUGCGAAAAAAAGUCCAAAAAAAAAAAACUUAUUAAUAAUCAUUAAAGUGACACUGAUUUUUAAGUGUUUCCAAGACUAUUCAAAAAAAUAGAAA
Molecule: messenger RNA, 2330 nt
Organism: Leptopilina boulardi
Lineage: Eukaryota; Metazoa; Arthropoda; Insecta; Hymenoptera; Figitidae
Gene: Rdl
Product: gamma-aminobutyric acid receptor subunit beta
Exons: 11
Coding region: 769-2232 (487 amino acids)
Biological process (GO): chloride transmembrane transport; regulation of membrane potential; chemical synaptic transmission
Cellular component (GO): neuron projection; membrane; synapse
Molecular function (GO): neurotransmitter receptor activity; GABA-A receptor activity; chloride channel activity
Source: RefSeq, a predicted model, not a curated record